AAUCGUCGUCCUCCUCCACUCGCUCGACUCAAAGACCGUUUUUCCAAUCACAGAUUUCAAUCUCACUCUUAAACCCCACUUCCCCUCUUUCUCUCUCCAAGAAUCUUCUUCGUCUUCAAGUUGCAGAAACCAGAAACUGGGUGUUUUCGUUUCUGUGAUCCGCCAUGGCUGAAGCCUCUAAGUACCAGCCCAUCAAUGGCGGAAAUCUGGUUUCAGACGUCAAGAGUCUCUUCUCCAUUCUCAAAACCAAGAGAACUUUGGCGUUUGCAUAUGGAUUCAUGUUCGCCUUCGUUAUUUUCACUGCCUUUUUGGCUUUUAACCCUUCUGCUACAACUUCCUUUUCUCCUUCCUUAUCCAAUAUUUUCAGUGGGAGUAACUCUCUUGGUCCUAAUUCCGCUAAUGGCGGUUCUGGAUCUCGAUACCCUUAUUUUAUUUCUUACUUUCUCCCUAACGGUUCUGUUCAGCAGAGUAAUCAACUGAUCCCUCCGCCGGCGCCGGAGGGGAAUCUAUCUAUAUCUAGUAAUGCGACGGUUCAUCCUCGGCCGCAGAUUUUCGAGAAAGAGCCGCUGCGUGGGAAGAACCGUACGGAAGAAUUGGUGCCGGAAAGUAAUCCACCGGCUAGGAAUCAAACUCUGGAUUCCCGAGUUUCGCCUCCGAUUGAAACCACCUCGCCGACGGAAACAGUUAAGAACGACACUCAAUCUACGCCGGUUUCUGAAGGUACGGAAUCUAAUAGAACUGAAUCAGUGCCUGUGAAAGCAGCUCCUCCACUGGUGGAUGAUCAGAUUCAGGGUUCGGGCAUUAAAUCGACUCAGUUGGGCAAUGACAGUUCUAGGGUGGAGGAUAAAAAUGUAUCAUCGAAUUACACAGCUUCAUUGUCGAAGAAGCAGAAGGGUGAGAUGAAUUCUGCUUCUGGUGGAUCGAUGAACAAGAAUGAUUGGUUUGAGUCUUUGAAGAAUUGUGAUUUUUUCGAUGGAGAGUGGGUGCCGGAUGAUUCUUACCCUCUUUACAAACCUGGUUCUUGUCCGCUUAUUGAUGAACAAUUCAAUUGUCAUUUGAAUGGCAGGCCUGAUAAGAAUUAUCAGAAACUUAGAUGGAAGCCCAAUGGAUGCGAUCUUCCAAGGCUUGAUGGAGGUCGAAUGUUGGAUAUGUUGAAAGGGAAGAGAUUAGUUUUCGUGGGCGAUUCGCUGAAUCGAAACAUGUGGGAAUCGCUUGUUUGUAUAUUGAGAAACUCAGUUAAAGAUCGAAGUAAGGUGUUUGAAGCUAAUGGCAGACAGGUAUUCAGAGGGGAAGCAGCCUACUCUUUCAUAUUUAAGGAUUAUAACUUCACCGUAGAGUUCUUUGUGUCUCCUUUCUUAGUCCGAGAAUGGGAGGUGCCAGACAAGAACGGUAAGAAGAAGGAAACGUUGCGUCUCGAUUUGGUCGGGAAAUCGUCUGUUCAAUACAAAGGAGCUGAUAUAAUCAUCUUCAACACUGGUCACUGGUGGACUCAUGACAAAACUUCAAGAGGGAAAGAUUAUUACCAAGAAGGGAGCCAUGUUUAUGAAGAAUUGAAUGUUCUAGAGGCGUUUCGAAAGGCGGUAACGACAUGGGCGAGAUGGGUUGAUAAGAACAUAAAUCCAAUGAAGUCCAUUGUUUUCUUUAGGGGCUACUCUGCAUCCCACUUCAGUGGAGGACAAUGGAACUCCGGUGGGCAAUGCGACAGUGAGAUCGAGCCAAUCAAGAACAAGACGUUUCUGAGACCGUACCUGCCGAAGAUGAUGAUACUGGAGAAGGUAUUGAAAGGGAUGAAAACUCACGUAACAUAUCUGAACAUCACAAUGAUGUCAGAUUUUCGGAAGGACGGGCACCCGUCGAUCUAUCGAAAGCAAAGGCUAACAGAAGAAGAGAGGAAAACACCUUUGAAAUUCCAGGACUGCAGCCAUUGGUGUCUUCCGGGUGUUCCUGAUGCAUGGAAUGAGAUGCUAUAUGCAGAACUGCUACUGAGACAGCAUCAGCAAGAGAGAACAUAGAGAGCUACAAAGAAAGAAACAAAUAAACAAAAAAAGAAAGGUAAAUAUUUUAUUGGGUUUGAGUUCAUAUCGUCAAGUUCUUAGAAGAUUUGUGUGUUUUUGCUUUUCUGGAAAUCGUAUAGAAAAGAUCGAUCAAACAGCAAGAGUUAGGCCCAAAGAAUUGAUAUGGGUUCAUUUUUUCUUCAUUCUACAAUAAUUUAUGAGAGAGUAGGGCAUAGAUAGGAGGCUAGUUUGUGUUUCUUGAGGAUGAUCUGCUUCUGUUCAUAAGGGAAUGCUUUAUUGCAAAUAUUUAUGUUAUAUUUUCAAUAUAA
Messenger RNA from Cucurbita maxima (winter squash), 2323 nucleotides. RefSeq names its product protein trichome birefringence-like. Gene Ontology annotation, molecular function: O-acetyltransferase activity. The transcript has 5 exons. The coding region runs from base 165 to 2012 and encodes 615 amino acids. Gene Ontology annotation, cellular component: Golgi apparatus. The record is from RefSeq and is a predicted model, not a curated record. NCBI's taxonomy places the organism in Eukaryota, Viridiplantae, Streptophyta, Magnoliopsida, Cucurbitales, Cucurbitaceae.